AUAUUUAAGCAUGUGCUCUUUCAUUGAUUACAUUUUCCUGUAAAUUUAUUGCUGCUGGUGCUUUGAAGCCACACUAAUGUCCUGCAUACAGAAUUUGUUCUUGCUUGUGAGAGGCAGAAGUUCAUGUCUCUUAGGUUUGAGCUCAAGUUUCAGAAUUCAGAAUGCUACCAAUUUCCAAGUUACUACUCCAAAAACACUUUUGAAAGAUGGUAACAACUAUAUUAUCCACAGAAAUUUUUCCAGGAAAUCAAAAUUUUGGUUUCAAAGGAGAAAACCGAAGUACGAUGUUGUGUCAUUAAGUGAAGUUAGUCCACGAAGAGAAAUUCCAGAUUAUAUAGUAAAACCUGAUUAUGCAGAUAGUGGUGUAGCCUCUGAGCAUGAUGAAAUCGAAAUCCUUACCAAUGAUAAACAGAAGAACAUGAGGCAAUCUUGUGCUUUGGCCAAACUCGUCUUAGAUGAAGUUUCAAGACAUAUUGAUAUUGGUGUCACUACUGAUGAUCUUGAUCACAUAGCUCAUUCAACCUGUAUAAGCUAUGGAGCCUAUCCCUCACCACUGAACUACAGAGGAUUUCCUAAAUCGAUUUGCACAUCUGUAAAUAAUAUUGCUUGUCAUGGUAUUCCGGACAGCAGAAAACUACGUGAUGGGGAUGUGAUCAGUAUUGAUGUCAGUGUAUAUUAUAAUGGAUUUCAUGGUGAUUGUGCUGCAACUUACUGCGUUGGAAAUGUAGAUGCAAACGGUCAACAUCUUCUUCAAGUUGCUUCAUCUUGUUUGAAUGAAGCCAUUAAACUAUGUCAUCACAAUCAAUAUUUUAAACAAAUAGGAAAAACUAUUAGUGAAUUAGCUAAGCAAGAUGGAUAUACUGUAGUUCUAGCUUUUUGUGGCCAUGGCAUUGGUUCAUGCUUUCAUACUCCUCCUAACAUUCUACAUUAUGAUAAUGAUGUUGAUGGCCAAAUGUUGAAAGGAAUGAUUUUUACCAUUGAGCCUGUGAUUUGUGAAGGUCAGUCAGAUAUACUAAUUCUGGAAGAUGGUUGGACUGCAGCCACAGAAGAUGAUAGUAGAUGUGCGCAGUUUGAACACACGAUUUUAAUUACUGACAAUGGAGCUGAAAUACUUACAUUAUCUGAUGCUUUUCAAAAUGUACCUUAAAGGACAGCAUGAUUAAUGUAUUUUUCUGAUUUAUAGUGAGGUUUGUGUAUUGAUUAUUUGUUGAAUUUCUUACAAUUAUAUAAAAAAAAUUAAAACAAUUU
This is a messenger RNA of Uloborus diversus, 1248 nucleotides long. RefSeq names its product methionine aminopeptidase 1D, mitochondrial-like. Gene Ontology annotation, biological process: proteolysis. The record is from RefSeq and is a predicted model, not a curated record. Gene Ontology annotation, molecular function: metalloaminopeptidase activity. Bases 77 to 1147 code for a protein of 356 amino acids. Lineage: Eukaryota; Metazoa; Arthropoda; Arachnida; Araneae; Uloboridae. The transcript is spliced from 7 exons.